This is a messenger RNA of Pan troglodytes (chimpanzee), 4626 nucleotides long. It is a transcript of the gene CCDC157, whose product is annotated as coiled-coil domain containing 157. The coding region runs from base 475 to 2709 and encodes 744 amino acids. The transcript has 12 exons. Lineage: Eukaryota; Metazoa; Chordata; Mammalia; Primates; Hominidae. The record is from RefSeq and is a predicted model, not a curated record.
CGGUGUCGGUGAGCGGUGCCGCCUCAAGACAGCCUCCCCGCUCGGACAGUACGACGAGCUCGCAAGAUGGCGGCGGCCGAGCGAAUUGCGGCCGCGAAGGUACGACUGGCGCACUUCCGGGACCGUCCCCUCGCCGUGACGCGCUUCCCGCCCCUCCCCGCGGGCACCGCGGCGUCCGACGCCGUUGCCAAGGCAGCGGCCUGAGCUCCCGGCUAGGGCUUUUCGGGGAUCCCGGUAGCCGCAGGCGCGCCGGGGGCAGUUUCGGGAGCCGACCAGACACGAAGGCUGAAGCCGCGACGCCGAAGACAGGGUCUGAAGAGCUACUCAGAGCCAACCCUGCACUGGAGACAGGAAGCCGGGCACCUGGAUGAGCCUCUGACCCAGAGCCCUGGAGCCCACAGGCUCGUCUGAGAACUAGACACACUCAGUCACUCCAGCUCCACGGGCAGGCACCUGCACAGAGGAUCUGUGAGGAUGGCGCACCUGCUGGGCAGCCAGGCCUGCAUGGAGAGCCUGCGCACAGACCUCACCGACCUGCAGGGUGCCAUCGUAGACGUCUUCUCCCGCGCCGGGCCUGUGCGCUUCCCCUCCUGGAAGUUCCCUGACCGCAUGGCCUGUGACCUCGACAUGGUGGCCCUGCUGGAGCACUAUGACCAUGUUCCGGGUGACCCCGAGUUCACGCAGCUGUCCCAUGCCGUGCUGCUGGAGCUGGUCAUCGACAGGCUCCUGCUGCUGCUUCAAAGCUGUAUGAGCUACUUGGAGAACCUUGGCUCAGAGCAGAUGAUGCCCCCUGCACAGGCUGCGGGGCCCUGCAUGUCCGUGGGGCUCACGGUGCGGCGCUUCUGGGACAGCCUGCUGAGGCUGGGCACGCUCCACCAGCAGCCACUCCCCCAGAAAGGGGCAAACCAAAGGGAGAUUCCCACCUCCAAGCCCACCACCAAGGGCGAGCCAGCCAGGAGCCCUGAAUAUCUGACUGCCAAGUUCAUCAAGCCCUCCUCCCCAGUGCUAGGCUUGCCCCAGACCUGCCAAGAGCCAGAGAGCAUCCCUGUCAGAGCCUCCCUGCAGUUCCCAGCCACGACCUCCAAGAACACCAGGAGUGUCCACUCCCAGACCAUUGAGACGGCCCUGGUGCCCUGUGACGCAUGCGCCAGCGUCCAGGGAAGCCUGCGGAAGGUGGGCAAGGUGGUCAUCAGCCUGUGUCAGAGCCAGAACCUGCCCUCGUCCUUAGGCCAGUUCCAGCAACUGGUGCAGGACAGCAUGGGGCUCAGGCCACUGCCGGCUGCCACCGUGGGCCGCUGGGCAGCAGAGCAGAGGAAAGACCUGACGCGCCUCAGUAAGCAUGUGGAGGCCCUCAGGGCCCAGCUGGAGGAGGCCGAAGGGCAGAAGGAUGGCCUGAGGAAGCAGGCGGGCAAGCUGGAGCAGGCGCUGAAACAGGAGCAGGGGGCACGGCAGCAACAGGCGGAGGAGGAUGAGCAGUGCCUGUCUGAGUGGGAGCACGACAAACAGCAGCUGCUCACAGAAACAAGUGACCUAAAGACAAAGAUGGCCACCCUGGAGAGAGAACUGAAACAGCAGCGGGAGUCCACGCAGGCUGUGGAGGCAAAGGCCCAGCAGCUGCAGGAGGAAGGUGAGCGCAGGGCGGCAGCGGAGAGGCAGGUGCAGCAGCUGGAGGAGCAGGUGCAGCAGUUGGAGGCGCAGGUGCAGCUGUUGGUGGGUCGGCUGGAGGGCGCUGGCCAGCAGAUCUGCUGGGCCAGCACGGAGCUGGAUAAGGAGAAGGCCCGUGUCGACAGCAUGGUCCGCCAUCAGGAGUCUCUGCAGGCCAAGCAGCGAGCCCUGCUAAAGCAGCUGGACAGCCUGGACCAGGAACGUGAGGAGCUGCGGGGCAGCCUGGACGAGGCUGAGGCCCAGCGGGCCCGCGUGGAGGAGCAGCUGCAGAGCGAGCGGGAGCAGGGGCAAUGCCAGCUCAGGGCCCAGCAGGAGCUGCUGCAGAGCCUGCAGAGGGAGAAGCAAGGCCUGGAGCAGGCGACUACGGACCUGCGGCUAACCAUCCUGGAGCUAGAACGGGAGCUGGAGGAGCUGAAGGAGCGGGAGCGGCUGCUGGUGGCCUUCCCAGACCUGCACAGGCCCACCGAGACCCAGAUCCAUGGAGGCAGAUCCAGCAGCGUGGAAUCCCAGAUAACAUGUCCCACAGACUCUGGCAACGUCACAGAUCACAUGGAGAGGCAAGUGCAGGCCAACGACAUCCGCAUCCGGGUCCUACAGGAGGAGAACGGGCGGCUCCAAUCAAUGCUGUCCAAAAUCCGGGAAGUGGCCCAGCAGGGUGGCCUCAAGCUGAUCCCGCAGGACCGGCUCUGGUCCCCUUCCAGCAAGGGAACCCAGGGAGCAACACCACCAGUCCAGGCCCAGAGCAUAUCCCCAGGGCCUCUGGGCAGACAGCACCUUCCUAGCAGCAGGACGGGUAGGACCCUGCUGGGCCAGCCCUGCACAUCCCCAUCUCGGCAGCCCUGCGCAUCCCCAUCUCGGCAGCCCUGCGCAUCCCCAUCUCGGCAGCCCUGCAGCCAGCCCAGCAAGUCCUUGCUGGAGGGUGUGACCCACUUGGACACCUGCACCCAGAACCCCAUCAAGGUCUUGGUCAGGCUGAGAAAGAGACUGUCACCUGGCCGGGGACAGGCCAGCUCUGCACACCAGCCCCAGGAGCGGCCCAUGUAGCCUGUGGCCCAGGGCUGAGGCUGGAUGGGAGGUGGCUGGCAGCCCACCCACUGUAAUAAAGCCCCAGCCAUUGGCCCACAGCAAUCUUUGCCUCACAGUAUGACUGAGCCAAGGAAAGAACCCUUCCUUCCCUGUCCUGGGCAGGGGCCACUGAGUCCCCAGCCAUGUAGUUCAGUCAGUCAGCAGAGUCCUGGCACUAUGGGCCCUCAGUAAAAGGGGCCUUCCUGCUUCCCUCCCGACAGAGGCUGUGGGAUAGGAGAGUACACCCAGGGCAGAGGAAGCUCCUAGGACCUGGGCCAGGUGAAGGGCCGUUUUUCUAUCCCCAGAGCAAGGGUCGAGGGGUGAAGCUGGGCUCAGUGGCCCGCACUGACUCAGGAAGGGGUCAGGUGGGAGUGGACAGAGGAAGGGCCGGUGAGGAUGUCUGAAGCAGGCAGAGGGCAGCAACGCCUUCAGCCUCCCACCCUGGCUCUGGACCUGCGCUGGGCACAUUAAGGACCCAAGAGGUCAGGCCUCCUUUCACUGAGGAACUCCUUGCCUUUAGGAAAUGGUGACGGUCAUGAAGGUUUCUCUAAAUCCUGGAGGUCAUAGCCCCAGGAGGCCACUGAAGGCAGGGCAAGGCCUCCACCAAGCAGAGGACACCCUGCCAGCCCCGGCUUUCCCAUCCCUGUCCCUUGGGGGUUUCUUCAGCCCAGGGUGCCAUGCGGCCAAGCAUCUGGGGCUCUGGUUUUCCUCAUGAAGCCACCAGCCUACCCUGAGCCACCUCACCUGUGAAUGACAAUCUCCAAAAACUUGCUGAGGCCUUCUCAGGGUGCACGCUCCCAAAUGCCUGAAGCAUUUUCCCUUGGUGAAGAGGCCGUCAGGUAGAGCACCUCAGUUCACAGAGAAGGGUCAAGAGGGGCCAUGUAUAUAGCUGAGCUACCACAGCUUUGGUCAGCCCAACUUCCUGCUUCUGAGGGGCCUGGGAGUUCCUGAGGGAGGCUGGGGUGCCCCGGGCACCCCCCUCACAGGGGAGCACCAUCCCUCAGCACCCUGAGCCAGAAGGCCUGUGCUCAAGUCCAGGGGAAGGACCUCACAGCUGAGUAGCUCUCUCAGGCGCCCACCAACUCUGUGCCAUGUAUUCAUUAGCUCCCAGUUCUGGCAGUCAGAAGUCCAGGUUCUGUGUGGCUGGGUUUUUUUGCUCCGGGUCCCAGAGGGCUGAAAUUGAGGCAUCUACCAGGUUGCGUUCCUUUCUGCCGGUUCUGGGGAAGAAUUGGCUUCCAAGCUCCACUUGUUGGCAGAAUUCCAAUCCUUGCGGCUGUGGGACUGAGGUCCCCAUGUCCUCGCUGGCUGGCUGUAAGCCAGGUCCUCUCACGGCUCCUAGAGGCCGUCCACCUUCCUUGCCAUGGGGCUCCCUCCAUCUUCAAGUCAACAACAGAGGAUUUCUCAUGUGCUGAAUCCCCCACAUGCUUCAAAUCCCUGACUUCCUCCUCUUCUACCAGCAGAAAACUACUUUGAAUAGGCUCAUGUGGUUAGGGCAAGGCUCACACUCAAAUACUUUCCCUAUCUUCAGGUCAGCUUGCUAUAAGACAGAACCCAACCAUGGGCGUAAAAUCCCUUUGAGAAGCCGGGCGCAGUGGCUCACGUCUGUAAUCCCAGCACUUUGGGAGGCCGAGGCAGGCGGAUCACCUGAGAUCGGGAGUUCGAGACCAGCCUGACCAACAUGGAGAAACCCCGUCUCUACUAAAAAUACAAAAUUAGCCGGGCGUGGUGGCGCAUGUCUGUAAUCCCAGCUACUCGGGAGGCUGAGACAGGAGAAUUGCUUGAACCCGGGAGGCGGAGGUUGCAGUGAGGCGAGAUCACGCCAUUGCACUCCAGCCUGGGCAACAAGAGUGAAACUCCAUCUCAAGAAAUAAAAAUAAAAUAAAUAAAUAAAAUCCC